This is a messenger RNA of Nothobranchius furzeri (turquoise killifish), 5909 nucleotides long. It is a transcript of the gene efnb3b, whose product is annotated as ephrin-B3b. Gene Ontology annotation, molecular function: ephrin receptor binding. The record is from RefSeq and is a predicted model, not a curated record. Gene Ontology annotation, cellular component: plasma membrane. Gene Ontology annotation, biological process: ephrin receptor signaling pathway; axon guidance. Lineage: Eukaryota; Metazoa; Chordata; Actinopteri; Cyprinodontiformes; Nothobranchiidae.
AGGGGAGGAGGAGAGAAGGAGGUGUUAAAAGGGACUCGAUACCGCCCCCUCCCUCUACCUCUCCACAAAAGCCUAGAAGAAUUGCGCUCCGUCAGUGCGCCCUGCCUGCCCGCCUGCCAGUCGAAGGAUGGGGAUUUUUUUCCAUUCAUCCACGUCCCCUUAUUCCCUCCUCCUCCUCCUCCUCUUCCCAAACAAGCCAGUCGGUCUGUCAAUGCGCUGCGAGCAUUAGGGCAAGUCAAACCGGUGGGAUUGUGAGACGCCGAGACGGAUGAGAUAACGCACGGAGCGCGUUCCUCCGGCCGAUUCAGCUCUCCAAAUGAUGCGCUUCAUCACAGAGACGCACGUUUCCAGCCGGCACUGAUGCCCACAGCUCCCAGCUCUGAUGAUAUAAAUCUAUUUUUUAUUUUUUCAUCACUUCACUUGAAGUUUGACCCGAGCGAGGCUGGGUUAUUAUGGACUCGCGUCUUUUCCAGCUUUGGUUUGUUUCUCUCACUUUCAUUUCCUGAAUUUACCCCGGAUUUAUCAACUGGAUCUCAGUUUUUUCUAAAACUCUGAGGUUUUGCAGAUUUUUUUUUAUUGUUUUUCAUCUGGAUUUACAAUCUUUAUUUGUGUUUUUAUUUCAAAUAAGUAAAAAAGGAGGAUCGUAACGCGCACAGACUGAGCAUCAACGCGCCUUCGUGGGGAUGGAGCUGUGGAUACAAGUCACAUCUUUUUUAUUUUAAAACACAUUUUCUCCCGUUUUUCCACCUCCUUUGUGUCUCUAAAUCCGAGUGACACUAUUCCCGUUUGAGUCUAGCCUGGCAUGUUGGGAGAUUGAUAUUCCAGCGAGGGAACAAGGGAAUGGGAGAGAAAUCAGACAGAAGCCAAAGAGAACAAGGGAACGUUGUUCGGGGGACUAAAUAAGACAAUUCAAGCGCAAAGAAAGGCAGCAGAAUUUGCUUUUUGGAGGCAGUCAUUUCCCCAUCAAUAAUAAGAAUUUUGCAGAAUUCUGAUUGUUUGGAGUGCUUUUCGUUUUGGGUAGAAAGUAUGGGAAUCAUGGGAUUCAACUAGCGUGGACGCGCAGAAAUCCUGCUGAAUUUGGAGACUUGGACGCACCGGAUUGAACAAAUAACCAAGUGUUUCUGAUUUCUUUCCCCUGUGAGUCCAGCUCAGUUUGUCUCGUUUUGGAUCCAUGUGAAUGCGCGUGGCACGCUCUCUCUGCGCACUUUGACUGGUUUAGGCGCACAAUCCAUUGCUUUCGGUUUUUAUUGCACACAGAAACAAAAACUGCGGCAUUAAGCCCCGAAAGUGCUGCUGCUUUCUUGUAGAUGGGGCCGCAUUUACUGGGAGUCAGGGUUGAGAUGGCGUUUAGAGGGAGCGGUAAUGGAUUGUGGAUCCUGCUGGUAUUCAUACUGGAUUUACUGGGAACGACGGCCAGCAAUAUGGAGCCAAUCUACUGGAAUUCCAUGAACGAAAGGUUUAGGGACGACAAGGGCUACGUUCUUUACCCUCAGAUCGGGGACCGGCUGGACCUCAUCUGUCCCCCGCUGGACACUGCCAGGUCCACACCAGAGUACGAGUUCUACAAGCUCUACCUGGUGUCUUCACGGGAGCAAGCUGACCGCUGCGAGGUGAAGGGGGCACCCAACAUCGUGCUCACGUGCGACGAGCCCAUGCGUGAGCGCCGCUUCACCAUCAAGUUCCAGGAGUUCUCCCCGAACCUCUGGGGACACGAGUUCAAGAGCAUGCACGACUACUACAUCAUCGCUACGUCAGAUGGGACACGUCAAGGUCUGGACAGCAUGAAAGGAGGAGUGUGUGCUACGAAAGGCAUGAAGGUGGUUCUGAAAGUGGGACAAAGUCAGUAUGGACUGCCUCCAAAGAAGGACCCGUCAGCGGGACGCACCACCCUCAGAAACCCAGGUGGAAACUCCACCCAGGCCCGAGGGCCUUUUGGUGGUGAAGGUGGUGAUGAGAACGGCCCCCUCCAGCCUUCAAACAUUGCCCUCAUCGCAGGGGCAGCGGGAGGCUCUGCCUUUCUUCUGUUGGUCACCGCCGUGAUCUGCGUUGUGUGCUACCGGCGGCGGCAUGCAAAGCACUCAGACACCCACCACCCUCCGCUGUCCCUCUCGUCCCUCACCAGCCCGAAGCGGGGAGGCGGUGGCGGCAUCACCAGCUCCAACAACAACGGCUCAGAGCCCAGCGACAUCAUCAUCCCCCUACGGACGUCGGACUCGGCCUACUGCCCGCACUAUGAGAAGGUGAGCGGCGACUACGGGCACCCUGUGUACAUCGUCCAGGAGAUGCCGCCUCAAAGCCCGGCCAACAUUUACUACAAAGUAUGAGACAUCCUCAGACCUGGACGACUAGACACCUCCCUCUACCAACCGACCCCCGCUUCCCUUUCUUCCAGUGAAGCCACAGCAAAGCUUCUCACGACAGUUUCAGCCCUGAACGCCUCAAUACUACCAGUAUUGUCCCCUUGGACCUGCCCUCUUUCACCCCAGCUGUAGUUGUAUUCCUAGCUGAAUACCCCCCCCCCCCCACCUCGUUCAACACAACUGUGCCAUUAAGUGUGUGUGAGGGGUAAUGUCGUUACCGCACAUAACCCUCCUUAACAAGGCCCUCACCAUUGGGCCAGAGGCUCUGAAAGCCCCCGUCUUGUUAGCUCAGAGCUAAAUGAGCCCCACCAGAUCGUCAACUCCCCCAUUAACGUUGGUGUGUAUGCAUUACACACACUAUUUUUCUAGGAGUGUGUACCUGACGCUGGGACACGAGAUGUUUUAAAAAAGACAGAAAAGAAGAAAAACCAAAUGAAAAGACUUGAACUCUAAGAAGGACUGGACCCAUGAACCCACUCUGCACCGAUGAACUAUGAUUCUCAGAGACCACACCCGCCUUGCCCACCACCCCCCAACCCCUCUCGGACCUCUAUCAGUCAAUCAGAGACGAGCCCCUGCUUAGUGACUCAACAAUAGGCUCCUAGUUUGUUCGUGUUUGUUUAAGUUGAGAGAAAGUGGGGGGGCUUCGGACUCGUCCGAGCGGGACGCCCAAACGACGCACACAUGACCACACCCAGGCCUGACGAGGUCUGACCAAUCGGUGAUGCUCAGAUUCUUGUAUAUUUUAAUAAUAUGUGUGAUUGCAAGGGUGUGUGUGUGUGUUGGAUAAUUAUUAUGGCGCUGCUGCUCCACAUUAGAUGUGUGUGUGCAGUUACUGAGCUUCAACAAGUUAACUUGCGUGCGCGUGUGUGUGUGUGUGCGCGCGCGUGUAUGUGUGUGUGUGUGUGUGUAUGUUUAGACUUGUCUUAAAUACCAAAACACAAAAUAGUGAGCGAAUAUUAAAAGAAGUGAGAUUUUCUAUGGCUAUCAACACUUAUAGAUUAUAUAUAUGAAUAUCCAGUAAAUAAUUUCUAGAUGUUUUUUUAUUGUUUUAUUAUUUUUACCCGCUCUGUUAAACAAGUAGACAUUUUUACCUGCUCUUGAUUUUCAAACGGCGACCUUAUUUGUACAUUAAUUUAAUCCCUUCUUUAAUUCUUUUCUGAUGAACAGAAGUUGUUUUUCUGUCAUUCACUCCCUCGCCCCCCUCCUCCCACGAGUCUACUCUGUGUAUAUUUUUAUAGCUCAUUGUACUAUGCUGUAGUUCUGAGGUCUAGACCUCAUUCGUGGAAGUGUUGAGGUAGAACCGUCGAUGAAAGUUUUCUUUUUUUUUUUUUUAAAUGCAGAAGUGAAAAGAAUCUGGGGUUAGGGUGGGUGUGUGUGUGUGUGGGGUGAUGUUGGGUGGGGGAAAGGGGGGAGGCAAGAGAGGACUACAUGAAAAACAAGAACAAAGGAGAGAGAAAUGGAGAGCUGUUUCGGGAGGAGGAAUAAAGGGGCAUCUAAAUGCGGAACUUUAUGGAAAAAAAUGAGGGGGAGGGAGAUGAGGGAAGCAACCAGGAAAAGAGGAGCGAGAGAUGAAGGAUCCGGAGGAUGGAAGGAUGGAGAGAGAGAGAGCACAUGAAAGAGUGGCUGGUGAAGAGGAGAAAGCGCUGAGGUGCUGGACUGAAAUCGGAUUUCAGGAGUUGUCGGACUCCAACCUUGGAAAGGAUAGACCUCGACACACACACACACACACACACACACACACACACACACACACACACACACACACACACACACACACACACACACACACACACACACACACACACACACAGACACACACACACACACACGCACGCACGCACACGCACGCACGCACGCACACACGACUUCUUUACAUUAAACAUGAGAAGAUUUAUUCCUCUUUUCUGCCAAAACUUGUGUUGAAAAGCAUCACACAUGUUCCCAUUUAUUCCGAGAGAUACCCCCCUUCCCAAUUCCUCAGCGAGUCUCCGAUCGACACACAGCCUCCCACACCACCUGAAACACACGACCUCACACAACGUUCCGACUGCGACUCACAGCCUUGCAAACACUCCCACCCACCCACCCGACAGCGACAACUUUCAUAUGACUCUGUUUCCGUGGCUCACCUGAUGGACAUGGAAGGGAUUUAUUCAAACAAAAAAGGUGUGAUUGUGUUGUGUUUUCUCCUUCACACACACACACACACACACACACACACACACACACCAGUGCCCUGCACUUAAACCUCAUAGAGCUACAUCACGAGAGGUGCUUUACGUUCACCUGUGCAUACUAAUAAAGCUGUUUUGUGUUGCUCAGACAUGUUUUUUGGCUUUUGUGUAAACUUACGGAGAGCUUUUUUUUUUUUACUUUUUUCCAACACACACACGCACACACACACACACACACACACAGAGCCUCCAGUGUUAUUGCCAUGUUUUCCUGUGUGAAGCCAGUGUUAAGAUCUGAACCUUUUGACAUUUCUCAGCUGUGUUUUGUAUCAGUAUCAUAUAAUCUUUCAUACUUGACGUGUCACAUUCGUCUGAAAUGACUUUGUUCAACACACGAUGAUGGUUUUUAUACCAUGGGGAAGUUCGGAUUGUAUUUUGACUGUGUUAAAAAAUUGAUUUUGAAAACAAGAGAAGGGGGUAAAAGCACCUGAAAUUCUUCUUUUUCUUUUGCUUUGUUGUAACUGCCGACUUGUGUUUUCUUUUUUAUGUAUCCUGUUAUCUUCUGUCUAUUUAAACAUGCUCAGAGGAUUUUAAAAGAACACCCUCCGAGCCUAAUGAAGUGUCUUUUAUUCUCUGCGAUGCUUUUGGGGCUCCGGAGUCCAAAAUGCAAAGAAUUGAGAAAAGACCACGGGGAAAGAAAAGCAACAUUUUUAUGAACUUUGCAUCAAGUCAAGCAAAAAAGACCCAUUUCUGGUUCAUUUUUCCUCUCAGCAGAAUGUCAGCUAUCUCUUGGACUUUUAAUUUUUUUAUGUUAAAUUUCAUGUGGAUGUUUUUCAAAGUUGUGUCUUUAGCUCUCACUGUUUGUGUUUGACCGGUCGACUCAAAAGUGUUUCCAAAAAAAAAAAAAAGAGAAAACCUCAGACCCAGCCAUGUUUGUCAUGUUUUCAAAGAGGAAGAAAGUGCAGUUUCUGUGCUACAGAGGAGCGAGAGAAAGUGAAAAAGAAAAAAAAAACCCUGCUGCCUCACCUCCACGUUGGUAAAACUGUGUGUGCGUAAACGUGCGUGAGCUUCUUCGUGCCAAUAGCCAGCGAGCGGAGGCCGUGGAUCGCCGCGGCGCUCAUCCGUCAGACUUUGUAUUCGGGACACAUCUGUACGAGAAAGGUUUUUAUUUCUGUGUGUGUGUGUCCUCUCCUUUUCCUCUCUCCUUGUUGCCUACUCAUCACUGCAACUCCCCCUCCCUCCCUUACCUCCCUUUCUUUACCCCCCCUUUCCCCUCCAACACGCCUCUAAAGAGAGGAAAAAUUAGUACAUUCCUGGUUUGGAAAAAAAAGAAAAGAUUGAAUAAAAAAACAAACAAAAAGUUUAAGCACCA